AUGGCUGGUUCAAUCGAAGACAACGCUGCAUUAUACAAGAAAAAGACCUUUACGUAUGUACCACCAUCACCACCGGCUGAACUCAUCGAAACCACAAGCUACACGAUCAACUUUGCAGCUCGCAAAUUUAUACUUGUAGGUAUCGAUCCUACUGAUAAUUUUCAAGUCACCGUUCAUUUAUUAACACCAUCGCGCCAUGUUAAAAUAUCUCCGGAUUUCCUGAGACGUAUAUUCUCUAUGAUGGGGCAUAUCUUAUCAUUUAUACUAGAUACGGUCCAGAAGUACAAGCGCAUCAUAUUUCUUGAGACUGAAUUUCAUAAAAUAUCCAGUAUGGUGUAUUGUGGAGAAAACGUGCUAGUAAUAGAGUCAAAAACUCAGGACGGGUGCAGAGUACUGUUAAAUCGGGAGGACUUUAUGAAGCUUCAAUAUCUUGAAUGUAGUAUUUUCGAAAGUAUUGUACGGAAAGAAGUAACCACUGCUCCAGUAAUUAAAAGACAGUUUGACGAUUUUGCGAUGUAUCUACAUGAGAAAUCUGCUUGCCUUAAAUCACCACCGAAAAAUUUAGAAGAUAUGUUAAUAUUCGUUAAAAAAAUACAAGACGAUAGAACGGAGAAAAUUUACCCAAACAUGAUCGGUCAAAUACAAAUGUAUGCAACCGUACAACUAGCAGAAACUGUGUUACAACAGUUGACACAUGAGUUACAGAAUGGUGAAAUGGAUACACCAACGUCGUCAAGCUAUUCGCCGGUCAGCAAUAUAUUAAGCAUGCACGACGAUUCAUCUGCACGUGAUGGAUUUAAUCAGCCUAAGGAUGAUAUUUUAGCUAAGGCACUAGAUCAUAUGGACGGAUCUGACGAGGUUCGCAACCCGCAGGCGUGCGACGUAAACGAUGGGCCUGAUUUUUUCUACCAAUUCAGGACGAUAUCACCACCACAACCUUAUCCAACUUACACCGAUCAUCCAGUGCCAUCACACAAACGAUCUCAUUCAACCUUCGCCUACCAUCCGACGCCAGUACGUGAUGUUAAGCGACGUCUAUUUUAA
This is a messenger RNA of Macrosiphum euphorbiae (potato aphid), 1044 nucleotides long. NCBI's taxonomy places the organism in Eukaryota, Metazoa, Arthropoda, Insecta, Hemiptera, Aphididae. The record is from the annotation of a GenBank genome assembly.